GCCAAGUUUUAUGCCGUUUUGAAUGAUUUUUGUCAAACGAUCAAAAGCGAGAGAUGGUUUUCAAGGUGUUUUUGUUGGAGAACCGUUUAAACAUGCCAAAGAGUAAAAACCAAUCAUAAAAAGUUGAAAACCACUUGGUUGGUUCGGACGCCAAAAACCAUAGCCGAUGACCGAGAGCCGAACGCCAGUUUCUGAAACCCGAACGCGGGAUGGCUUGGUUUUUGCCAAUCACCUAUGAAGAUCUCCCAGACUAUUGCCCCUCAUGCAAAUCUUUUGGUCACAAAAAUUGUAAAAGAAAGAAUGAGACCUCUAGAUGGGUUAAAGGGAGUACUGAAACUAGGAAUACAACAAUUGUUGUUGCUGUCUCUAAACCUGGAGUGACCCAAACAACACAAGAGGUUGCUUUGCAAACAAACCUGGGUGGUUCAAGUGUUGAGAAUGAGGCAACUGGGUCUGUGUCUCCUGUCAAAGAAACAGACUCAAAUACAGCUGGGGCUGCUACCCCAAGAGUUCCAGUUGAUGUCAUGGCAACCAAAGUACUUGCUGCUAUAACUCCCCCUGACAACUUCCUAGCAACUAGCGUAAGUGUUGACUCAGUCCCUAAUGUUCGUGAUGACACAGAUAAUGUUGAGAAAGUUUCUCAUGCAAUUCUUCCCAAGAGUUGUACAGAAGCUUAUCCUGAUGUUAAGAAAAUUUCUGAUGGUUGUGAAGUUACUCCUACUGACAAUUGCCCAGCAGCAUGUGGUAACAGUGAGGUUGCAUCCUCUUCCAUAGAAUGAUGCAUCCUUCGCUGAGAUGAAGAACAAAGGUGAGAGUGGUGUUUUGGUUCAAGAGAGGAAGGUUGUGAGAUUUGGAAGAUCAAAAAAUAGUUUUGCGGGAA
Cuscuta campestris is the source of this 880-nucleotide messenger RNA. The record is from the annotation of a GenBank genome assembly. Lineage: Eukaryota; Viridiplantae; Streptophyta; Magnoliopsida; Solanales; Convolvulaceae.